GGACACCCUGGACUCUGCGUGCACCCGCAGCAAACACAGAAACGACCAGAGGGCAGAAAGCGCAGGCGGGCCUCCCCGCGCCGGCACGGAAAGCCGGCAGGUGCGACGCGGGGACACACACGCGGGCUGGCACUGGCGACUAGGGAUGUUGAGCUGGACGAGGUGGCAUGGACCCGCCAUGGCGCGGCUUUGGGGCUUCUGCUGGCUGGCUGUGGGCUUCUGGAGGUCGGCUUUCGCCUGUCCCCAGUCCUGCAAAUGCAGUGCUUCUCGGAUUUGGUGCAGCGACCCUUCUCCUGGCAUCGUGGCAUUCCCGAGGUUGGAACCUAACAGUGCAGACCCCGAGAACAUCACGGAAAUUUUCAUUGCAAAUCAGAAAAGGCUAGAAAUCAUCAACGAAGAUGAUGUGGAAGCCUACGUGGGACUGAGAAACCUGACCAUUGUGGAUUCUGGAUUAAAAUUUGUGGCAUAUAAAGCAUUUCUGAAAAACAGCAACCUGCAACACAUCAAUCUCACCCGAAAUAAACUGACAAGUUUGUCUAGGAAACACUUCCAUCACCUUGACUUGUCUGAGCUGAUCCUGGUGGGGAAUCCAUUCACAUGCUCCUGUGACAUUAUGUGGAUCAAGACUCUCCAAGAGACUAAAUCCAGUGCAGAAACUCAGGACUUGUACUGCCUAAACGAAAGCAGCAAGAAUAUUCCCCUGGCAAACCUGCAGAUACCCAAUUGUGGGUUGCCAUCUGCAAAUCUGGCUGCACCUAAUCUCACUGUGGAGGAAGGAAAGUCCAUCACAUUGUCCUGCAGUGUGGCAGGCGAUCCACUUCCUAAUAUGUACUGGGAUGUCGGGAAUCUGGUUUCCAAGCAUAUGAACGAAACAAGCCAGACGCAGGGCUCCUUGAAGAUAACUAACAUUUCGGCCGAUGACAGUGGAAAGCAAAUCUCUUGUGUGGCAGAAAACCUUGUAGGAGAAGAUCAGGAUUCUGUCAACCUCACUGUGCACUUUGCACCAACUAUCACAUUUCUCGAAUCUCCAACCUCAGACCACCACUGGUGCAUCCCAUUCACUGUGAAAGGCAACCCCAAGCCAGCGCUUCAGUGGUUCUAUAAUGGGGCAAUACUGAAUGAGUCCAAAUACAUCUGUACUAAAAUUCACGUUACUAAUCACACGGAGUACCACGGCUGCCUCCAGCUGGAUAAUCCCACCCACAUGAACAAUGGGGACUACACGCUCAUCGCCCAGAAUGAGUAUGGGAAAGACGAGAGACAGAUCUCUGCUCACUUCAUGGGCUGGCCUGGGGACAUCGAUGGUGGCAACCCAGAUUACCUAGGUGAACUUUAUGAAGACUGGACUGCAACGAGUGAUACCGCAAACAGAAGCAGUGAAACCCCACCCACGGCUGACGAUACUGGCCGGGAGCAUCUCUCGGUCUACGCUGUGGUGGUGAUCGCCUCUGUGGUGGGAUUUUGUCUGCUGGUGAUGCUGUUUCUGCUUAAAUUGGCAAGACACUCCAAGUUUGGCAUGAAAGAUUUCUCAUGGUUUGGAUUUGGGAAAGUAAAAUCAAGACAAGGUGUUGGCCCAGCUUCAGUUAUCAGCAAUGAUGACGACUCUGCCAGCCCACUGCACCACAUCUCCAAUGGGAGCAACACUCCAUCUUCCUCCGAGGGCGGCCCAGAUGCUGUCAUCAUUGGAAUGACCAAGAUCCCUGUCAUUGAAAAUCCUCAGUACUUUGGCAUUACCAACAGUCAGCUCAAGCCAGACACAUUUGUUCAGCACAUCAAGCGACAUAACAUUGUUCUGAAAAGGGAGCUAGGCGAAGGAGCCUUUGGAAAAGUUUUCCUAGCUGAAUGCUAUAACCUCUGUCCUGAGCAGGAUAAGAUCUUGGUGGCAGUGAAGACACUGAAGGAUGCCAGCGACAAUGCACGCAAGGACUUCCACCGCGAGGCUGAGCUGCUGACCAACCUCCAGCAUGAGCACAUUGUGAAGUUCUACGGUGUCUGCGUGGAGGGUGACCCACUCAUCAUGGUCUUUGAGUACAUGAAGCACGGGGACCUGAACAAGUUCCUUAGGGCGCAUGGACCUGAUGCAGUGCUGAUGGCCGAGGGCAAUCCACCCACGGAGCUGACCCAGUCACAGAUGCUACACAUCGCGCAGCAGAUCGCCGCAGGCAUGGUUUACCUGGCAUCCCAGCACUUCGUGCACCGCGACCUGGCCACCCGUAACUGCCUGGUGGGGGAGAACCUACUGGUGAAGAUCGGGGACUUUGGGAUGUCCCGGGAUGUGUACAGCACUGACUACUACAGGGUUGGUGGCCACACAAUGCUGCCCAUUCGCUGGAUGCCUCCAGAGAGCAUCAUGUAUAGGAAAUUCACCACAGAGAGUGACGUCUGGAGUCUGGGCGUUGUGUUGUGGGAGAUCUUCACCUACGGCAAGCAGCCUUGGUACCAACUAUCGAACAAUGAGGUGAUCGAGUGCAUCACGCAGGGCCGAGUCCUUCAGCGACCCCGCACGUGCCCUCAGGAGGUGUAUGAGCUGAUGCUGGGGUGCUGGCAGCGGGAACCCCACAUGAGAAAGAACAUCAAGGGCAUCCACACCCUCCUUCAAAACUUGGCCAAGGCGUCUCCGGUCUAUCUGGACAUUCUCGGCUAGGACCCUCUCCCCAGACCUACCCUUCCCAACACACUCCUCAGACGGACGAGAGGAUGAACAUCUUUUCCUGCCGCUGGAUGCCACGAGGCUGCCGCGUUGACAGGCAGCUCCGGCGGUAUUAAGAAGCCCCGGUGACGCUCUCAGACUGAAGCAGUGUGGACUUCUCCACCCACAGAUGCAGUACUGACUUCUUUCUGGCAUCGUCUCUUUCUCUCUUCCCAUCUUCCUUGGUUUGUUUCUUUCUUUUUCUUUUCUAGUUUUCAUUUUUUGUUUGUUUGGUUUUGGUUCUCUGCUUCACAGCCCUUCCUUCUCUUUUUAAUCAAUCUGGCUUCUGCAUUACUAUUAACUCUGCAUAGACAAAGGCCUUAAAAAACCUAAUUUGUUAUAUCAGCAGACGCUCCAGUUUGCCCACCAUAACUAACAAUGCCUUGUUGUAUUCCUGCCUUUGACGUGGAUGAAAAAAGGGAAACAAAUAUUUGACUUAAACUUUGUCACUUCUGCUGUACAGACAUCGAGAGUUUGUAUGGAUUCACUUCUAUUUAUUUAUUAAUUAUUAUUAUUAUUACUCUUCAUAUUGUUUUUGGAUGGUUUAAGCCUGUGUGGCUUAAGGAAGACUUGUGUUCAAUCUGGGAAAACUUUAUCUGUGGGAGAUUAAACCAGAGAGAGAGAAGAUUUAUUAUAAACUUCAGGAGAAAUGGGAGAAACAAAGGCAACCACUGGGAUCCGCCGGUGUCAGCUGAUACUUAGAACAAACCCGGCAACUGUCAGCUGGAGGAAUGCAACUGGCACCUUCCCCCAAGGACCUUCUGAGGCGUACACAGACUGGCAGACUCUGUGCAGUGGAUUUUUCUUCUCCCAUCUCCAGACACACUAGCGUGCAGCAGAGAUAAAAUGUGACUUCUAGGGGCACAGGACAGUGUGUCAUGUGCUCAGAUGCAGUCUUGUCUUGGUUGUCAUGGUGACAGUGCUGGGGUCUUUUUCAAGUAUUUUGGACCAAGCCUUUGUCAAGUCCAGUUGAAAAGAGGCAGAUUCUGGUCCAGAGAUCAUUUCAGGGUCAGGUUGGAAAUCAAGGACUUGGAAAAAUAAGACAAGCUCUCAAUUUGGAGCCAAGUUUCUCUUAUAUUGAACUUUUCAGACAGCAAGCACCUCCUCUGACCCCUACCCUCCACUCCCACCUGUCCUUUUAACUGUGCAAGCAAAAUUGUGCAUGGUCUUCAUCGAUUAAUAUCCUAUGUGCAGAAACUAACACUCCAGACGUCGUGACCCUGAUAGGUAGAGCAGAUCCAUAAAAGGUAUAAUUUAUAUGAUUAAGCAGUGCUAAUGGCAUUCAUUAGCUGAGAAUAAAAGUCUGGGCGUGGUACAGUUGGUGGCGAUGGGUUUUACCGAAUAUGGCCCUGAACCCUGGAUAUCUUCAUUCACAUGGAGCCCCCAGGACUCUGGGACAGGCAGGAUCAAUUUGUAAGGGAAGAGAAACCUCACUGGGCACAUCACAUGCAUUCAUGUUCAGUGUACACAGGCCAAGUCUCUUGCUCUAGGCCCUGGUUGGGAGAGCGGUUUCAUUCCAAGUAUAUUCCACUGUCAGUAUGCUGUUUUGUUUUGUUUUGUUCUUUUUACAUCAUUAAACAAGAGAAAAAAGAAAACUUAAAAGUUGGCACAAGAUGCCAUGGGAGGCUGUGUCCAGACUGAGAUUAGAGGUGUGCUGUUGGGCAUGGUUCUUAGUCUUGAGGAAAGAGAGACUAGGAAUUUACAGUUAGAGAGUCAGUCAUGCCAAGGAGAAAAGUAUUUCUAUUCCUAAAGAGAAUGCGCUACCCUCCGUGAGGGAAACUUUGCUGGCCCUGACAUCUUUAUAGUGUUAGCCAGAUUGGAAGGGAGUGAUCUUAAUCCAUCUUAGGUUAUUUCAUUUGCUAUUUGUUUCUGAAGGUGCAGGAGCACCACUUAGGUUUUGCUUAUUCCCAUUAAAUACUGGAGCACUUUGUUUUUCUUUAUAGGCUAUGAAAACCAGUACUGAAAACUCAAAAGUAUAAAUUAGCAAGAACAAAAUGAAAUCCAGUAGCAUCUGUGGCCAAGUGAAGGGGUUGCAUAAGACGAACCAUACAGUCCCUUCAGACUCUGCACUGGCCCAGUAGAGAUGGGAGCUGAGGUAUUUUUUCUCUUUGCCAGUGAAAACAAACCCCUCCAGAACACACAUAAUAAUAUAAUGAAAGCCAUAUCUCCAUGAUAUAUGCAUGCACGUGUAUAUCAUAUUAAGGACCCACGGUACUGUUACAACACUGUGGAGCUCUAUGAAACAGUAAGAAUAGGCAGAUUUGUACAGACUCUUCUAGGUUUCAUCACAGACAACCUGAAAAUAUACACAGGUUUGUGUGUUUGGCCAGCUUCUCUGGGAGAAAAAGUUGCCAGUUAUUUCUUAUUUUAACUGAGAACAAAGGAGAUAAUACUUAAAGGGAUCUUCUAGUUCAAGGAGGGUGGUGCAGUUUCAGGGCAAACAUUUGUUGAAAGCAGAUCAGAAGAUAGGAGUGUUCUGUUCCAGUUGUGUUUUCCUCAGAAGGAAAAUAGCAAAAAAUGAAAAUAAAAAAUUUUCCUUAUACCUUCUGACAAGUCCCUCAAGGUCUUGAAAUGAAAGGUACUAUGCAAGUGCAAAGUUUUAUAGCUAUUUAUAUUGAUUGUUACUACUACCUUCAUUAGUCCCUAUGUCGUCUCAAGAGUAUGUGCUGACUUUAGAGAUGUCUUGCUCUGAACGAACAUUGGCUUGCUUUUAAGAGUUGAAUGAGCCACAGAAUAUCUUGAAACACUUGUUGCCGUUCUUCUACCACCUCUUUUUCUAUGGUUUUAUAAAUUUUAGCCAAGCAGCGUCUUCAUUCUAUAUGUAACAAUCACCAAGGAUGGCCUGUCAUCAAACACCUUAACAGCUCCAAUAAUAGCAGUGACAAAGCUGAUCCGUCAAGCCCAGUCUGGCAGCCACGUCCACUCAUAAGUUGUUCUAACUGCUUUUGAAGUGCUUUCCCCAUGUGUUCACAAAUUAUCUCUAUGCUUCCUAGGUGAGGAAAUUGAGACUCAGAGACUCAGAGGCAGGCCAGAAAUCUCCAACCUGACAUCUGGCACCAGUAGGGCUUCAUCCACAUACUCCAAUUAUAUAAGUCUAUGAUUCUGUCCACUCAAGACACUUAUAUACAAACGAGCAGUUCAGAAAAUAAAGUACAGUAACUAAUUCAUGAACAGGGUAGGAAGGUAGAAGAAUGAAAGGCAAUACAUAAGAUGGCAAGCGGCUGAGAUAUUGUGAUAUAUAAUCGUGCUCUUAGCUUCAGCUACAUCCUUGUACACUGAACUGGUGUCAUAAUCGGGCUUACUUACAAAACACUUUGAACUAUGCUAUCAAGGGUUAUUUCAGGAUUCAUAUUAUACAUGUGUUCACAUCAGUGUUAUCUGUGGUAUUUUCAUGUAUUUUAUAUAUGUGUUAUAUACUUUAUUUAUACAUAUACAAAUGCACAUACAUACAUAAUGUGUGUGUUUAUGUAUAAAUAUAUAGGCACACAGUAAUAGAGAUAAUUAUAAGUAGGGUGCAGCAUUAAUAAUUUGCUUAAAACUGCUAAAUAACCAAAACCCAUCAAUGUCCCAUUGCAGUUAGAGCUUCCAUUCUCCAUGUGGGUAAGACAUCGCACUCUUCAACUCUGUGCAGUACUGCAAGGAUGGAAACAGAUGUAAGAUAAUGUGCUUCCCCAAACAUCAGAAAAAAAGUCAUCCCCCUGGGCAUCCAUUCUUUGGCUCCUUGAAAGGAGAAUGCAGACUGAAAUAGAGAUCAUUAUGUAAAGGUCUAGGAAGGGAAAAUUAAUUUUUUUGGUCCUUUUACACAUUUAUGUUAAGUUCGCCUUGUCCCACUGUGACCAUUUACACUUAUGUCCAGAGUCAAAUCUUGUAUCACAGAUAAACUGGAAUGUUGGAGGCAAGUAAGGAGAAAUCCAAGUGAUAAGUGAGAUAAGCAAGUAUUGAGAAUGUCCUCAUCCAUGUUCAAAUAUACUAAGCAAUGGUAUAAAGUACUGUAUUUUGCAAAGCCUCAGACAAGAGGAUUCCUUGGUCAAUAAUGGACAUUUUUUAACCUUUCGUUUUGCAAAUUGGGCAGCCUAUAAUAUCAACAAUAUUAAAUUGUGUCUAAUUUUUAAAAGUACAGCAUAUACACAUAGUCCCUUGAUUCUCUUGACCCCCCAUCACUUUUUCUCACUUGCUUGAGGACUUUAUUUCUAGUAUUGGCCUUUGGUUUGGCCCUAUAACACUUUGAAAUCUCAUGAGAGGAAUGGCUGGCAACCCAGCUUCCUGAAUAUCUAAAUUCACAGCAAUAGGAUUCUUCACAAUGUGUAACUGGGUUACAGAGACUCAGGUUGUGAAAGCUUGUAAAUGAAUUUCAAAUGUUAUUCUAAAGAACUGGAGGUGGGAGGAUUAUAGUUAAAAAUGACAGUGCAGGAAAGGGUAUUUUCUUGUUGUCAGGACUGGAAUGAAUCACUGCUGCUCAAGUCAAAGGUUCUUAAACAUACUUAGUUUUUCCAUUCCUCCCUCUUUCUUUUCCUUUGACGUCUAUUUAUUUAUUUAACUAUUUACUUAUUUAUUUAUUUAUUCACACACU
This is a messenger RNA of Chinchilla lanigera (long-tailed chinchilla), 7259 nucleotides long. It is a transcript of the gene Ntrk2, whose product is annotated as neurotrophic tyrosine kinase, receptor, type 2. Bases 146 to 2644 code for a protein of 832 amino acids. Gene Ontology annotation, cellular component: axon; signaling receptor complex; plasma membrane. Gene Ontology annotation, molecular function: ATP binding; brain-derived neurotrophic factor receptor activity; brain-derived neurotrophic factor binding. The transcript is spliced from 18 exons. Gene Ontology annotation, biological process: protein phosphorylation; multicellular organism development; cellular response to brain-derived neurotrophic factor stimulus. NCBI's taxonomy places the organism in Eukaryota, Metazoa, Chordata, Mammalia, Rodentia, Chinchillidae. The record is from RefSeq and is a predicted model, not a curated record.